ACCACCCCGCCCCCCGGGAGCAUGACCACCCCUCCCCCAACCAGCACAAGCACCCCUCACUCCAGCAAUCCGACCACCCUGCCCCCCACUAGCACAACCACACCUCACUCCGGGAAUACGACCACCCCAUCCCCCAGCACCUUCAUAACGACCCCAGCCCCGAUCCAUUUAUUUCUCGCCUUCCACAUCGUGAACUGGAACUUCAACAACUCCCUUCUCAACCCCAGCACCAGUUACUACAAGGAGUUAUAUUCCAAAAUCCAGAUCAUGUACAGCAAGAUCUAUGGCUGCCCAACGUGCCCGAAUGGGCAGAACUACCUGGGAUUGACUGAUCUGCGUUUCAGCCAGGGCUCGGUGGCGACAGAGUCCGUCCUGCUGUACCGAGUGAGCAACACCAGCAUCAGCGCCACUGACAUUGAGCAGCAGCUGACACAAAGACUGGAUGGCAGUAACAGCUUUGAUGGGCUCCAGCUGGACAAUAUCCGCGCCAACUCUGGCAGCUCUCCCCUGGCCCCCUCGGCGCCAGCACCCCUGGUGCCCAGCUGGGGCAUCGCCCUGCUGGUCCUGGUCUGCAUUGGGCUGGUGCUGAGCAUUCUCCUCUUCAUCCUGGUGAUCGUCUGCUCAUACCACAGGAGGAGCCGUGGGAAGCUGGAUCUGCUCAGCUCACAUACCUCGUACCAGCCCAGGAGCGAGUACCCCACCUACCACACCCACGGGCGCUUCAGCGCCCCCAGCAAGAAGCAGAACCCCUACAGUGACAUCGCCGCUGGCAACUAGGGGAAUUUCUAGGGGCGCCACCCCGAGGACCGGCUGGAGCAGAGCUCCCAGCAUCGCCGUGUGCUUCCUGCAGCUGGACUCCAGGGGGCAGGGCAGGGGUUUGCUGCAAUGGGGGGAGGGGG
This is a messenger RNA of Dermochelys coriacea (leatherback sea turtle), 899 nucleotides long. RefSeq names its product mucin-1-like. Gene Ontology annotation, cellular component: apical plasma membrane. Bases 22 to 777 code for a protein of 251 amino acids. NCBI's taxonomy places the organism in Eukaryota, Metazoa, Chordata, Testudines, Dermochelyidae. The record is from RefSeq and is a predicted model, not a curated record. The transcript has 6 exons.